CACACACACACACACACACACACACACACACACACACACACACACACAGAAAGACACAAACACUGAGUCACACACACUAAAACAGACACGCAGGUGCAGUGGAAUAUUACUUUGCCUGUUCCCACUUAUAGCCUGAGACUGAAGCGCUGGAAUCUGCUGUUGAUUACCCAUGGCUUUGGCUUCCCCUUGCACCCCACGCUCAUAAAACUGUACAAACACCAGCCGCCACACUGCGCCGCACCACACCGCACCGCACUGCACUGCUCCGCACUGCACACAGCACACAGCCAGUGUUGCCAGAUUGGGCUGGUUCCCGCCCAAUUGGGCUGCUUAGGAUGGCCGUGUGCGGGUAAAAAUGGCAUUUAUCAGAAAAACCCGCCCACUUUUUGCCAUGGAAAUUAAUAGAAUUGGGCGGGAUUUUGUGCUUCUAGGGGAUUUUUUGAAAUUUUUUUGGGCUGGAAAUCAUCAGCCUCAUCUGGCAACUCUGUGCACACAGCACACAGCACACAAAACAGCACUUUCUCAGUACAGUACAGAGAACAAUACAGUCACAAGGCAACAUAGCAUAAUGAAACACAACACAGCGCAACGCAACGCAACACGACACAACACAACACGACAUAACACCAGACGACUCAACACAACACAACAGCAGAUGACACAAGACAACACAACACUAGACGAAACAACACAGCAUAACGCAACACAACGCAACACAUGACAGCGCAACAUAACACAUGCAGCACAGCACUGCACAGCACAUUGUAACACAGCACAAUGGGUGUUGCUAGCACAACAUUAUGCAUCCGAAUGCAACACAACACAACAAGAGGCAACAGGCAAGGAAACAGCACAACACAACACCGCACAGUGUAACAAAGCACAAUGUAACACAGCGCAAUGCAACACAUCACAACAACUCAACAGGACAACAGCUUGUCAACACAAACUGUGAUACAGCACAGAACACAUUCAGACAUCCACUGUAGUUGUAAUGAAUCCCUAUCUUAGCUAGCAGUGUGGCCUUUAGCUCAAUUGGUAGUGUGUCUGUCUCCCAUAACAGCAUUUGCUGUGAGGUAGAGGGUUCCAGAUUGGGCUUUAACUGCACCAGAUGACCCUGAACAUGGGCGUCACAUAUUUGACAAUGCACAGGUCUGCACUCCGCUGCCUGAAAUGGAUGUAAACAUUCGACCAGAAACACUACUUUGCAACCUUUCAGCUAUAACAUUGGAAUAACCACAUGAAGCUUCCUUUUGACCAACGGCAUUUUAGUUUUAUCAGAGAGAAUUUGAGUGAGAGGUUAAAAACUAGAGAAUCGUUGGCUCUUCCAGGUUGAAACCACAGUUGAAUCAUCCUCGACUCGACUUGACAUAAUAUGAUUUGGUUUCUCCAAGUUGCUAUAAUGUAACAACAGAUUAGUUCCACUUCACAAGUGUUUUACUUUGUAUUUAACUUUAACAUACAGUAACCUCAAUUAAAUAUACUCGGAAUAUCGCGCUGGGGGCGUGGUCACCAAUACUACCACUAGAAUACUCCCCGGGGCUAACUACGCUUCUCACCCGCCUUUCAAACCUUGCGGCCCGGUCAGCCUCUCGCGGCAGACAACAGGCAGACCCAGCGAGAUAGCAAACAGCGAACAAUUGUUUGCACACAUUACUCCCCCAAUAUCACAACACAUUGUCUACAUGGCUUAAAUGUGAUUGUGUUUUGGUCCUAGUAGACGUUUAAGCCCUGUUGUCGUUAUAGAAGUACAAGAAGUAGUCUAAUAUAAGCUUGUAGCUGCCUGGUUCUGGUAAAAUGCUAAUGUUAGCUUACCCAGUUAGCUUAAAAAAUCCAGCGAUCAAAUGACAUUGCGAGGUAACCUAUUUGUGUCAAAUAAGUUUGUGGUGCAUUUUUACAUCAAUCCGUGGUAGUCAUGACAUUUAUAAACAUUUAGGGUCUUUAAAUUGAGCAAAAACAUGAUGUUGGAAGUCACAGAAAUUGCCACCAUGUUUUUUCUAAAAAUGUUGUAACUCCUGCCCUUGCUACCCAUACGCCCAUCUGAUUGGAUUGGAUUGGUUAUUGAACCAUCUAAUCUGCAUGAUAUAGAGAACUCGCUGAUAUCAAAUCGCGUCCCACGGCGGGAUACGCCUCCGCGCCGUCACGCGCGAUAUUGCCCCCAUUCAAAGUCAAUGAGAGCAGGGCAGAAUUUAGCUCUGUGGGGACGGGCCAUUACACUUGCAAAGGGUAUUUAUACUCAUGCAAGGCACUGUAUACUGUAUAAUCUAGCAAUAGCAUGGAGCAGAGCAACACAGAGCAUCAAUGCUGUCAGUCGUUAAUUUGUUCUUUGUAAGUCGCUUUGGAAAAACACAUCUACUAAAUGUAAUGUAAUGUAAUGAUUGCCGCAAUGUAAUGUAAUGCAACCGCAGUAGAAACCCGUCUUGACUGGACUUGACUUCUCCCCUGUACUACAAUCUAACAAUAGCACGGAGCAAAUCAAGCAUCGGCAUGCUAGUCAGAGGUCUGUCAGUGUUGCGACACGAGGUUUCCUUCUCCUUAUCUCCGGGAGGAUUCCUGCCUGUAAAUCUUGCGUCACCGCACCGCACCGCACAGCACAGCAGCCCAUCCCUUUUAGUGCCGUGACUGUCUGUUGAGCAGAGCGGAGAAAGCCUUGAGGUUUCCCAGCCCUCUCUCUCUCCCUCCCUCUCUCUCUCUCUCUUUCUCUCUCUCUGUUAUGUAACUGUGUCGACUCUGUCUGUCUGCUGUAAGAGGGUGUGUCUCAGAAGGCUUGUGUGUGUGUGUGCGUGUGUCUGUGUGUGUUCACGGGCGUGCGUGCUUGCAAGCGUGCGCGCGUGUGUCAGCCUGUUUGUGUGUGUGACACACUAUGUGUCAUAUUUCCUGGUAAUGUCGUUUGUCCUGUAAAAUCAGUGCUUGUUGAAAGAGAGCAUACACUUGCUACUUACAGAAGCUUACAGAUGCAGGGAAACAGCUCUUAAGAUUAUUAACAGCCUGUGAAGCGUUGACCUCAGCACUCCUCGCCACAGCAAAAGAGGGAUACAGAGGGCUUGAAAAAAACCAUCAGCACAGCUGUCCUUAAGCCAAGACAUAACUUCAUGGCCUUUGUCUGACCGGAGAAAGUCCCACGUCCAGAGCUAAGAUGCAUUCACUGCUGAAGUCGGCUGGAUGUGCAAAGACAGAUUCACAACUGGAAAUAAAUCCAAACUUUGCCUGCAUUACUACAACGGCUCCCUGGGUACUUUUCAACAAUGUGUUUAACUGUCCUCUUAAAUGAUACCUGGACUACAACAGAGUUACACUCACUCAGCAAAGGGCUGCACUGCUUUAUAACAUAUCACUGAGAACGAGAGACCAUAACAAAAAAAAAACUUGAAGCCUUCCGACUUGCCCCGUCCCCCUUCCUCUGUGUCUCUGCCAAUGUCUCCAUGUGCUCCCUGUGCUCCUGUCACUGAGCCAAUGUGGCAAGACAACAGACCUCUCGCCGAAGCAUUAGUGUAGUUUACGUAAGGCCUCCUCUCCCCCUCUAUGGAGGCCGAGCACAGCCGCCUGACCGAAGGGGAGCAGUCGGGAGGGCAGCCAUCACCACAGCAACAACAUCAGCAGCAGCGACGGCAGCAGCAGCAGCAUCAUCAGCAGCAGCAGCAGCAGCAGCAGCAGCAGCAGCAUCUUUUAGAGCCCCAGCUUGGCCCAGCCAGUUUGCCUCACUCCCACUCUCACGCUCCCCACCUCAAGUCCCAGCAGAGGGCUGCGUCCAGAUCGGUACAUGGAUCCUACACCCGCCACCACCAUAAUCGUCCACCCAAACGGGGUGACAUGCUCCAAGGAAUGCACCAGCAACAGCAGCAGCAGCAGCAGCAACAACGCACACAGGUGUCUGACACAGGAGCAGCCUCUUGGCAGCCUCAGCACGCUCCUGGUCCUUCAAGUAGCAGCUUCAAAACACCUUCGUCCAUCCCCCCGUCGUCUGCGAUGGCGGCCUCAUCAUCUUCGUCCAACCCGGUGCAGCCUCCUCAGGGGGCAUCAUCUCAACAGGGGCCAGGAGCAGAGGGGCAGGAGGGCACCACCACCUCACGGCGGGAGAGGAAGCCCCAGAAGCCAGGGAAGUACGUUUGCACUUACUGCGGCCGUCCGUGUGCCAAGCCCAGCGUCCUACAGAAACACAUCCGCUCCCACACGGGGGAGCGCCCUUACCCUUGCGUGCCCUGUGGCUUCUCCUUCAAAACCAAAAGCAACCUGUACAAGCACCGCAAGUCCCACGCACACCGCAUCAAGGUGGGCACGUUUUCGGGUCGGGAGGAGGCUGGCCUGAGCGGGCCUGAGGGAGGGGGCGCAGGGGGAGAAGAUCCAGGUGACCCCACGGAAGGGGAGAGCACUGACUCUGAGGACGAAACGGGCCGCCACCAUCCCUCCUCCUCCUCCCAGGACAGACCUAUGCUCAAAAAGAGUAGCCAUGUGGAGCUCAUGUCAUUCUCAGAGGACUCUCUCAGGCCAGAGGCUGUUAAACAGAGGCUGGCUAUGCGGUUGAGUGAGAGGAAUCGGCUGCCCAAGGCCCAGCCAGAUGAGCACCCGUCCUCCCUCGGUCCAGGCAGCAAAGGCAGCACAGAAUCUGGAUACUUCUCCCUUUCCGGUAGCUCAGACUUAUCCCAGGUCAGCUCUCCCAAUGCCAAUGCCAAAAGCUAUGCGGAAAUCAUCCUUGGCAAAUAUGGAAGACUUGGCCAGCCGCCAAGGAGUCCGCAACAGCAAACCCCACAGUCGUCGUCCUCAUUGCCAUCAGGGCUUGAAGAGAAAACAAUUACCUUCCCCGUACCAAAGACACAGGUCAUAGAGCACAUCACUAAACUCAUCACCAUUAAUGAAGCUGUGGUUGACACAAGCGAAAUCGACAGCGUCAAACCGAGGCGUUCAUCUCUCUCCAGAAGGGAUAGCUUGGAAAUGCCCAAGUACCCGUCCCCGGUUAGCGAUUUUAGCAGACACCCGACUCGUGGCGUCUACCCCGGCGAGAUGCUCUCUCCCAUGUCAUCCACGGAUUCCGAGUCUGGCCAGAGCGCAGCCCUUCUGCGAAGUCACUCCAUGCCCUCAUCCGCCGUUCAGGACGAACCCACGACCACCUCGUCCUGUGGCUUCCGACAAUGCCAGUCGUUCGAUGAGCAGCAGGCUGUGGUGGCUGAAAUGCGGGUGGGACACCACCACCGCAUGUUGAGACGCCAACCAGCCAUUGAGGUUCCCUAUGGAGGAGAGCACAUUCCCAUAGACUCUGCUCACGCGGCGAAGAAGACGGAAGUGGCGUUCAAGGACAUCAUCAUUUAUGACUGCGAGGCCUGUGGCACCUCCUGGAGGAAACGGGAGAGCUACGAGGCUCACAAAGACUUCUGCGUGGGACGACUUUCGCAGGAACUGCACAAAGGGAAGGAGGGCAGUGCCUUUCGUGAGGACAGGCCUCAGAUGAUGCAGAACAAGUUCAGGGCCCUGGCCAUGGCCAUGCGGAAGAGGAGGAAAGAGGAAAGUCUGGAGGAGGACCCACCAAGCCCGGGGCCAGCAGCAGUAACCUUUAGCCACGCGGGCAUGACAUCUUUACCUGGGGUCGAGAAACUCACCGAAACAUCCAUCUGUGAAGAGAGAAGGAGCACCUGGAAAGAAAUUUCUGUCAUCCAACACACAAGCUCUUUUGAGAAGCAGGAGAGCAUGUCCAUUGAGAGCCAGGAGACAGAGUGUGAAGAACAGCAGCAACCAACAGAGCCGCAGCCCAAAUCAUCUCCUACCGCGUCUCGGCUGGUCCGGCAGUCCAACAUACAAGUGCCAGAAAUCCUGGUCACAGAGGAGCCAGACACAGACGCCGUGAUGGCCUCUCCGCCACCAACUGCGCCAGUGUCUUCCAAAGAACCGGAGAAGGUUGAAGAGUUCCAGUGGCCGCAGCGUAGCCAAAGCCUGUCUCAGCUCCCUGCGGAGAAGCUUCCACCAAAGAAAAAACGCCUGCGCUUAGCAGAGGCCUCCCAGUCAUCGGGAGAGUCUAGUUUCGAGUCGGCCUCUCUGUCUCGCAGCCCGAGCCAAGAGAGUAGUGUCUCGCACGCAUCCAGUCGCUCUGCAUCAUUUGAGGAUUCAUGCAAACCUGACCCGGAGAUGCAGAGCAUGAAGGGCUCUUAUGGCUCUCACAUGUUGACCGUCCCUUCAGGACACCAUCAACACCAUCAGUCUCACAGGGAGAUGCGGAGAUCAGCCUCAGAACAGACACCUGCAAGCCCACCACACUCUUCUCAGAUGGACGAGUCCAGGAGCAAAUCUUUCGACUACGGGUCCUUAUCACCACAACAGAGUUCGGCCUCCUGGAAGGAGAGGCGGAAAUGCCUCCUGGUGAAGCACGCUACACUUGGGGAGCCCGAUCAAGAGGAGGUGGCGUCUGGGCAGUUUACCAAGCCAGGCAGUCCUAAAGUUUACCAAUCCUUCCCCAGUCCACCCACGUUUGCACUUGAGGAGCGUAGCAUGGCUAACACUUCAGCUAGGCUGAGCCCAGAGGCCAUAGGGAAGACUCUGCAGCUUUUCCAGCAACCACUUAUGCCCAUUCCACAGAGUCCUUUACCCCUUCAUGCAGUCAGGGCCGAGGCCUUCUCACCAAGGCAUUUGGCCAGGAUCCUGCCUGUCACCACUGCAAUAUCCAGUGUCCUGUCCAGCCAGCUCCUUCAGCGGGCUUUCCUUCAGUCACCUUCCCCACAGUUUCACCCGACGCAGCUAAACAUUGCCGAGCGGCUCGGAAUCCCUUUUCAGCCCUUGCAGUCUCUCAUCCCGCUUCAUAGCCACGGAGGGAUGACCCAGGCGGCCGUUUACCUUCCCAUGCCCCCUGGUCUGACCAUCCAGGUGCCCGCUCAGAGAGACCCAAGGCCGGCCUCUGUCAGCGGCCAUUGGUCUGGACCGGCGAACCAACAGCUGGUUCCCUCCUACCCCCAUCCUCGGCCAAUCAUAGCCCCCUGUCUGGAGCAGUUUACGCCUGUGGUGUCCCUGGUGGUGCCCGUCCGGCUGCAGACACACAUUCCAACCUAUGCCAGUGCCAUGUACACCACCCUCUCCCAGAUCCUUGUGACCGCACGGUCGCAGGAGCCCAUAUGCUGCACGGCCAUGGUCAUCAUGAGCCAGCUCGGCCGGGAAAAGCUGCAGAGGUCUUACCUGAAGAUCCCCACCCCGCACUUCAAGAGCUGCCUGCCCAUGUGUCUGGAAUACGGGGGCGGGGCGGGUGGUGACGACGGGCCACUGGGGGCCGGGGGAAGCAAACGGAUGCUGUCCCCUGCUGGAAGUCUUGAGCUCAGCACCGAGGCCAUGCGGCAGCAGAAACGGGUAAAGGAGGAAGAUGAGGAUGAUUAUGCUGAUAGUGAAGAGGAAGACGAUGAUCAAGAGGAAGAAGACAAGGCGAGGAGGAAAGACAUAAUGUCAGAGAAGAAGGACCCUGACAGACAUCUCAAAACUGAUCAGCCAAAAGAGAAAGCAAGAGCACUAGUCGAGGCAGCUCAAGAGGGCAAGGGAAAAGUCGAAAUGAAGGAAGGAAGCGAGAAAGGGACCGGCGGGGCAGGUACCAGGCAGGACACAUCCCCGAUGUCUGUGGAAACUCUAAAGAAAGAGGAAAGGGAAGAAGUGGCGGUGGGCCAUGGGAAGAAGACACCUUGGAUCGAGGGCUUGGACCGAUCCAAGCAGCCCACCUUCCCCAAACUCCACACAGCCACCUCCGUCAGCUGGUGCUACUUGAACUACAUCAAGCCCAACCCCACCACACAGCAGGACCCGCAGACCUCUGUGUACUCUUCCUGGUCCAUCAGCAUGCACAACCCCAAUCUGCCCGGCCUGUCCACCAAGAUGGUGCUAUCUCUUCUGCGCUCCAAGCAGAAGCACAGUCUGGAGAACUAUACCAUGGCCAUGUCACCGCUACCCACCGCUGGCAAGCUUGUGUCCUCCAGCAACAGACAUCCCAUAGUGUCAGAGGUACGGUCCGCCCCACCCAGCACACCUGUCAAAGUGAAGGAAGAGCCAUCUCAGGAGAAAAAGGAAACGAAGGCCAAACCGGAGGAAGACUUGCCCUCCACCUCCAAACAGAGCGAACCGCCACGCAUCCGUAUCUUCGAGGGCGGGUACAAGUCCAAUGAGGAGUAUGUGUACGUGCGAGGCCGGGGCAGGGGGAAGUACGUGUGCGGGGAGUGUGGCAUUCGCUGCAAGAAGCCCAGCAUGCUGAAGAAGCACAUCCGCACACACACCGACGUCCGGCCCUACGUCUGCAAGCACUGCAACUUCGCCUUCAAAACCAAAGGAAACCUCACUAAGCAUAUGAAGUCCAAGGCCCACAGCAAAAAAUGCCUGGAGUUGGGUGUGUCUGGCUCCUCAUUGGACGAUCCCAGCGAAACAGGGGGCAGCGAAGACCCGGCAUUCGGCUGCGAGGACGCCGAGGAUCACCAGUUCUCCGACGUGGACGACUCGGACGAGGGCGAGGAGCACGAGGACGAGGAAGAGGACGAGGACGAGGAGGAAGGAGACUGCUCCUCUCACGACGACCCUCCCUCCUCCUGCUCCACCGACACCCGGCCCUCCACCAGCGGCCAAUCAGACAGUGGCAGCUUGGCGUUGGACCUGCCCGAGCACCCGUCCUGCUUCACCCCCUCUGGCGCUGGCAGCAGCAGUAGCUAUGACUACCCGUCCCCGCGCCGGCCCUGGCCCGGCGGCGGCGGCAGUUCCGCUGGUGGCGGUGGUACCCGCGCCGCCUCUCCGGGCAGCAAGAGGGCGAUGUACUCGCGCCGGCGCUGCUGGGAGGCCUCUCCGCGUGCCUUCUCCCCAGCCACCGAAGGAGGAGGCAGCGGCUCGUCCCUCCACAGCCUGUCGCCCCGCAUGGAGCUGUCUCCGCCCAGCCGACACCUGUCUCCGUCCCCCGAGCGAGGGCCCUCUCCGUCCCCCACCUCCGGAGGCUCCUCGGCCGGCUCCAUCCGCCCGCUGUCGCCGCUGCGGCCCAUGUCCCCCAUGUCCCCCAUGUCCCCCAUGCGGCCCCUGUCUCCAGGCCGCUACCGCACCUCCCGGGCCAUGCUCUCGCCCUCGCCACUGGGCCGCGCGCACCAUCACUACAGGCACCACAGCUCGCCCGCCCACCUGGCAUGGGGGUCCGGCGGAGGCACUCAGCCGACACAGCAGAGCCACGCACAGCAGCAGACGCGGGCCGAGCGGCGACAGGAGAGACCUGGAACUCCAUGCGAGGGGUUGACGCACCCCGAUGCUCUUCUGCACCCUCCUCCCCUUCGCAUCUCUCCCGGCUCUGGCUCCGCCUCUGGUUUCGGAUCCUCCAUACCCGGCUCCGGAUUCGGCUCCACCUCCGGGUUCGGCUGCCACUCCACAUUCGGCUUCGGGUCCGGCUUUGGGUCCGGUUUUGGGCAUGACCCGUACCCCUCGCCCCUCUACUCCACCAUGGGUGGUGGUGGUGGUGGUAACGGUGCAGGAGGUGCUGGUGGUGGUGGUACCCCCCGCACCGUGGACCACAUGUUCAGCCACCUGCCGCUGCACUCGCAGGACCAGGCGCGCCUGGUGCCCUACCACAUGAUCCCCAUCGGCGGCAUCCAGAUGGUGCAGGCCAGGCCCAGGCCCAAGCUGGAGCGCAGCCCCUCCUCCGCCGCCUCCUCCCCCACGUCGCCCAAAGAGGACAUCGCCCUGUUCCACAGCGUCACGCCGCCCAGCAUCACGGACAUGGCCUCCAGGACUCAGAGGGACCUGAGGUCCCAGUCGCAGGCUCACGCCCAAGCACGGGCCCUGCACCUGCACGAGGCGAGCAGCAGCAGCAGCCAAUCAGGGCCCAGUAUUCCAGGCAUUGCCUCGCCCAUGGGCGUGGCCGGUCACAAGCAGCAACAGCAAGCGCAUGGCAGCUCACACCUUUCCUGCACAGACACACACUCGUUAGUUAGUGAGCGAGGAGACGCCCCCGAGAUGAUCACCGACAGGCUCUCUGGCCUCAGAGUGUCGUCCUUUUCCUCCAAUCAGAGAACUAGACGGCUGGCCGAGAGGGAGGAGCCUUCGCUGAGGCGAGGGUCCUCACUGGCUGAGGCAGAGAGAGAGGGAGGAGACUCAAAUAUUGCCAGCAGAAAAAGACACACUUAGCCUGCGUUUCAUAUCUUUGCUUGGUCUUUUCACACUCUUGUCUGGCUUACCUUAUCUUGCUCUCUUCUACUUUCUUUUUUUGUAACGUUUUUGUGUUUUUUUAUAAACAUUUUCAGUACUAUUGUUAACUUAAAUGUUUGUUCUUGCAAUAUUCAGGAUUGUAAUAAGAUGCACUUUCUUUUCUUUGAGAUGAUCAUACUUAUGUAAACCUAUCCAAUCUAUCCCCCCCUUGUAUCUUUGUUGACAUUGCAAUCUUAAUAUAUAUUUGAAUAUGUACAUGUAAAAUGACGAUGAAUAAAUUUGUAAAUGAGAGACGUACUUUAAUCACCAAUAAUUCCAAUUUGUCAAGUGUCCAGUAUUAGGCUACUCUAUAUAUAGUUAUCGGUGCCUUUCUGUCGGGGUAUUUUUGCUUGAAGUGUAGAUAUAAGGCUAAAAAGUCUGUGAAUUUUACACAUAUAAGUAUGAUAUAAUCUUGUGUUUCAAUGGAAUUCAUGUUUGGGAAGGGGAUAUGUUGUCUUAAAGUUUUUGUUUCCUUUUUUUCUUUUUUAUUUCAAUCUUUUUUUUAAGUCAGGGUCAGAAAAACAAGAGUUACCCAAAUGGCCCAGAAAGUGGGAUGUAAACGAAAGCUUUGCCAAGCAAAUGCACUGAAGUCAUAUUUUUAAUAGACAAAAAGAGAUGAUUAGAUCUUAUGUAUGUACAGAGGAAGUAUAUGGUCCAUAUUUAUUAUAAUUCUGAAAAAAAAUGAAAUGUUAUUUUGUUACAUUUACGUUUCGAACCAUUUUUGUCAUUUUUGUUUUUCCAAAGGUUUUGUAUUGGUCUUAUUUUGUUUUAUUUUUUGCUUUAUGACUUUUGUUUAAUGACUUGAAACUGAAUGAAGACAGAGGAUAAAGAGAGGGACUUAACUGGGAGAAACAGGUCAGAUGGUUUAUAUUCCCUACAGGUCUGACACAGAGUAACGUUCUACCAAUAAAUGUGCACCAGACUUUGCUGAAUCUUCACGGUGGUCUGUCGUACAAUUUGUGCAUCUGAGUCAGUUUCUCCAAAAACUUUUCCCCUCUUUUUCCUCAUUGUUGG
Messenger RNA from Engraulis encrasicolus (European anchovy), 11178 nucleotides. RefSeq names its product transcription factor HIVEP3 (gene hivep3b). Gene Ontology annotation, cellular component: nucleus. The record is from RefSeq and is a predicted model, not a curated record. Gene Ontology annotation, molecular function: DNA-binding transcription factor activity, RNA polymerase II-specific; RNA polymerase II cis-regulatory region sequence-specific DNA binding. The transcript is spliced from 7 exons. Lineage: Eukaryota; Metazoa; Chordata; Actinopteri; Clupeiformes; Engraulidae. Gene Ontology annotation, biological process: regulation of transcription by RNA polymerase II. The coding region runs from base 3523 to 10104 and encodes 2193 amino acids.